UGGUGACCAUGUCGCCUCGUCUUGUGUUAGGGGGCUGUAUCAGAAUCGGCUGACUGUAUAGCUCUUUUGAUCUCAAAACUGCUUCAGGAACUUCUGUCAUGGCUGUCAAAUCUCCUACCCUGCCUACACUACCUCCUCCGAUUGAUCCAUCCUACCAGCCAAAGGGAUCGGUGACGAUCCUCCCUGCAACAGCAGCUAUAGGAGAUAUCCUUUCCGUGCUUGAACGCGACGGAGGGGUUAUCCUGAGGGAUUUCGUAUCGACCGACGAGCUCAGAUCUAUUGAAACAGAACUGCAACCGUGGAAACAGCUUAAGCGGAAAGACGCUGGCUCCAGCGAUGCAUUCGUUACAAUACCUCAAUCUACUGUGCUUAUCCCUGGCCUGGUGGGGAAGUCGCCCACUAUAGCAUCGAUAUGUGAGAACGAGACACUCGAGCUGUUGCGUGAAAGGAUUCUGAGAGACCAAUUCAUCAACAAACGGGAGGACUUCGAUGAAUACAAUAUCAUCAACCCUCUCCUGAGUCUCAGCAUAGCGAUGAACAUUCAAUACGGCGCUCCCAGACAACGCCUCCACCGUGACGACGGAAUCCAUGCCGUCAGACAUGGCAAGGGCGAGUUUCGUCUCGACAGAGCAAGUCAAUUUGGUUGUCUUAUUGCCGGGUGCGAUGUCACACGAGAAAAUGGUGCCACCAUGUUUGUCCCGGGAAGCCAUAAAUGGGGGGACGAAGCGUGUGCUACAAAAGAUGAAGUUUGCUUCGCAGAAAUGUCGGCUGGAUCGGCACUGAUCUUCCUCGCAUCCUGUUUUCAUGGCGGCGGCCACAACAGUGUACCAGGCUCACAGCGCACCAUGUACAGUCUAUUCUUCAUCCGCGGAACUCUUCGAACAGAAGAGAACCAAUUUCUGGCCAUUCCAAGAAGCAAGGCACUUCAGAUGAGUCCCAAAAUGCUGGAACUCCUCGGAUACGCAAAGCCUACAACCGCAUUGGGCGUUGUCGACAACAUUGACCCGGUAACAGAUUUGCAAGUCGUGUUAGACAGAGCAGCCGGGUAA
Messenger RNA from Cladophialophora immunda, 1049 nucleotides. RefSeq lists its product as uncharacterized. The record is from RefSeq and is a predicted model, not a curated record. The transcript is spliced from 2 exons. Lineage: Eukaryota; Fungi; Ascomycota; Eurotiomycetes; Chaetothyriales; Herpotrichiellaceae. Bases 99 to 1049 code for a protein of 316 amino acids.